CGAGACUUUCUCCCAAUGAUUUUGUGUUAAAAGAAUUGUACAUUAUUCCCCCCCCCCUCCUCUGAUUUUCGAGUCCCUCUAAUUCGAAAUCCCCAAUUUCCAAACCCUAAACUAUCAAGAUCCCCUGUUUUCGAACCCUAAUUCGCCGAAUUGAUCAACAUCUUCCUGCCACCCUCCAGCGUUAGUCGUUUACGCAGUCUCCAAGAGAGCUGCAAUCUAUCUGUCGAUUUAGAGCGAGGGAAUGGGGAGCAAAGGUCGAUUACCACCUCAUCAUAUGAGGCAUUCUGUCCAUGGCCCUGGUUUGGUGCAUCCAGAGCCGUUUGGAGCUGGAAUACGACCCCCGCAUGAUGGUUUUCUUCAUAAUGAAAUGUUGCCGCCACUGGAAAUUUUGGAAAAGAAGCUUGCCACACAACAUGCAGAGAUGGAGAGGCUGGCAACAGAGAACCAAAGACUUGCUGGCACCCAUGGAUCAUUGAGACAACAACUUGCAGCUGCACAAGAGGAUCUUAGGAUGGUGGAUUCACAAAUUCGAGUUUCAAAAUCGGAGAGAGAGCAACAGAUAAGGGCUCUUAUGGAAAAAAUUUCAAAGAUGGAAGCUGAAUUGCAGGCAGGAGAUCGCCUUAAAUUGGAAUUGCAACAUGCGAGGACAGAGGCACAGAACUUGGUGGAAGUGAGGCAAGAGCUUCUUUCCAAAGUACAACAACUAAAUAAUGAGCUUAAAAGGGCACAUGUAGAUGUUCAGCAGAUACCCACUAUGAUGUCUGAACUCGAUCACCUCAGACAAGAAUUUCAUAAGUACAAGGCCACUUUUGAACAUGAAAGAAAGGUUUACCGUGAUCAUCUUGAAUCUCUUCAAGCUAUGGGCAAGGAGUAUAGGAGCAUGGCAGAUGAGGUGGCAAAACUUCGCGCUGAAUUGAGUAAUCCUGCAAAUGUUGAUAAAAGACCUGCUUAUAGUAGUGGUGCUGGAUACAGGGAUGCCUCUACUCACAAUCCUUCAGUACAUAGUUCUUAUGAAGAAAGUUUUGGAGUACCACAGACACAUCAGACGUUUCCGUCCAGUGCUGCUGCUGGUGGGCAUGCGUCUGCUGCUACUGCAGGUGGUGGCGUGGUAGCCAGUAGUGGUGGUACCCCUACUUAUUCUGCUCCUCAAACUGGGCCUGCUUACCCUGGUUAUGAAGCCCAAAGGGCUCAAGCUUAUAACCCACAGGGUGGUCAAGUUUACAAUCCUCAGAGAGCAUCAGGUUAUGAUGGAUAUAGAGGAGUUUAUGACAUGCCGAGACCUCCGUAUGAUCUGCAAAGAGCAGCUUAUGAUCCGCAAAGGGCAGCUUAUGAUCCGCAAAGAGCUGCUUAUGAUCCACAAAGAGCAGCUUAUGAUCCGCAAAGGGCACCUUAUGAUCCACAAAGAGCAGCGUAUGAAAUGCCUCGAGGUGCAAUAGCCCCUCUUCAGGGUCAAGCACCUGCAAACAAUGUGCCUUAUGGAUCUGCUGCUCCACCACCUGCGAACAACGUGCCUUAUGGAUCUGCUGCUCCACCAGCUGCUCCUCAGACUGCAGCGGGACAUGAAACACAACCUCAAGGUGACCAUCCUACUUGUAGGUAAGUAAUUUUACAAUAAUUCUGAAUUUCCGACUCAUUAUAACUCGCCUAUUGGGACCAAGCAUUUCAAAAGACGCAAGAUUUUCAAGCAUUCUGGCAUUUCAAUGGGCCGAUACAGAGUAGUUGGGAACAAAGAUUUGAACAGCAGAGAAGAUUGAGCUUUUAGCGAGGCAGUAAAAUGUAGUGGAAUUAUCCUUUGUGUAAGAUGACUUAAUUUUGUGCGAGAGAGCACUUUGUAAGAAACAUCUUUUCUGAAUCUAGUUUCAAGUCAUUUGCUUGUCAAAGAAAAUAGUUAUGAUUUGAUGAUUGUUAAA
This is a messenger RNA of Amaranthus tricolor (Joseph's coat), 1910 nucleotides long. RefSeq names its product protein FLX-like 2. Lineage: Eukaryota; Viridiplantae; Streptophyta; Magnoliopsida; Caryophyllales; Amaranthaceae. The transcript has 5 exons. The record is from RefSeq and is a predicted model, not a curated record. The coding region runs from base 242 to 1600 and encodes 452 amino acids.